Messenger RNA from Acanthocheilonema viteae, 789 nucleotides. The record is from the annotation of a GenBank genome assembly. NCBI's taxonomy places the organism in Eukaryota, Metazoa, Nematoda, Chromadorea, Rhabditida, Onchocercidae.
AUGGAUAUUACUGGAAAUGAAUUCCUGGCAAUUACAUCAAUUAUUGGUGGCAUAAUUAGCAUUGUACUUUCAAGCAUCCUUAAUUGUGCCAGAAGGGAAAACGCUAGAAAUCAAAAAGUAUUGAAGCAAAAGUGGCUACUAAACAAUUCCCAAUAUCAGCACUUCUCUUAUGAUGAUUACACACCUGAAACAUUGAUAUUAUCCAGACGUCAUAAUGGAUUAAAUAUGAGUUGGAACAAUUUGAACCAGCAGAACGACACUUCAAAGACGAAGCAGGAAAUGAUUGAACGUGAUGACAGUCCGCAAAAAAUGAUUGAACCAUUACCUGACACAUUCAUUUCUUAUGUCACGGAUAUUAAUCUAAACAAUAAUAAUAAAUUGGAGGAAGAACAAACGGCAAUAGCAGAAAUUGGCACCACGAGUACUCAGAUGACAACCACGCUGAAUUCUAUGCCAUCACGUGGGAAUCUGAAUCCAAGUGUGAAUCUGAAUCAUAUGGUUUCCAAAUCAAACAGUAUUUUUGAGGUGGCUAUUGGUGACGAAGAAUUACGAAAUAGAUUUGAAUCAAAUAUUAUUGAUGAUAAAUCAAUUUUAUCGAAGGAAAAAAGUUGGAAUAGUGGACAGUACUGCCGAUGCAAUCAUGAUGAAAGCCUUCAAAUUCAAGCCAAACAUAAAAAUUGUAAUAAAAAGAUGCCAGAAAAUGAGAUGAUUGAAGAAUAUAAAUUAUUGGAAUCAGUGGCAGAGAUGGUGAAGAAGUACGAGCAGAAGGUAUGCCUGGAAAAUAAUUAA